UGUUAUCACUCUCCGAGAGGACGUCAGUGUGAGGACCUGCUGAGCUCGGAAGGAGGAUUUGGGAAACACCGGAACUUCCUUUAAGGUGGAUUUACGCACCGGAGACGCAUGGCAGAGCCGGGCUGGAACGACUUGAAAAUGCUUUUACCCACUUUGUUUGACUUUUGAGAAAGAGGGAAGGAGGCAGAAAGCGAGGAAGACGGAUACUUAUGAGUUGGUGUGAGUGUGCCACAGCCGGCCGUGUCUCCUCUUCGUGCCCGUACUUUUCUCUCUGCUCCUUCUCUGGGACGCGACAUGGGAUGCAGAAGCGCGCAGGGAUGCUGCCUGCUCGUGGCGUUGUCCUUCUGCUUCCUCCACGGCUGCACAGGUAACAUCACGGUGGCGGUGAUGCUCCCGGAUAACCACAACAAGUACCCGUGGGCUCUGCCGCGCGUCUUCCCGGCCAUCCUCAUGGCACACGAGGACCUCCGCAGUAAACACGGACUGCUUCUUGGCCGCACCAUCAACAUCUUGAAUUUCAGCACGGAGGAUCCCUUGGCAGGCUCGUGCGCAGAGAGCCGGGCGCAGGUGGUGGCUGUGGACGCGAAGCUUUACAACCGCCCGGACGCGUUUUUUGGACCCGGGUGCGUGUACCCGCUCGCCUCCGUGGGGCGAUUCGCGUCCCACUGGAAACUCCCGCUGAUCACCGCCGGAGGACCAGCGUACGGCUUCGACAAGCGCGACGAGUACCGGACCAUCGUGCGCAGCGGACCCUCCACCACCAAGCUGGGGGACUUCGCCAACGUCCUGCACACGCACUUCAACUGGACGUCCCGCGCCGUGGUGAUCUUCCACGACCUGCGGCAGGACGACCGGCCGCACUACUUCCUGUCAGAGGGAAUCUACCUGAACCUGAAGGAGGAGAUGAACGUCACGGUGGAGGCCCAGCCAUACGAGGACGACUUUAAGUACUACAAGGAUCUCAUCACGUUCAUGAAGGAGCGCGGGAGAAUUGUUUACAUCUGUGGCCCUCUGGACACAUUCCUGAACAUCAUGAAACUGUUUCAAAGUGAGAUCCAAGACCCAGAGAACUAUGCCAUCUUCUAUCUGGACGUGUACGCUGAGAGCUUGGCGGAUCGCAAACCGUGGCAGAACUCAGACACGGACUGGGCCGAUCCCAUCAAGGUCUUUAAGUCUGUUUUCGUCAUAACAUACCGGCCUCCUGAUAAUCCAGAGUACAAAGACUUCCAGAGCAGACUCCAUGCCAGAGCUCUGAAGGAUUUCGGUGUGCAGUUGGAACCCUCGUUGAUGGACUACAUUGCUGGCAGCUUCUAUGAUGGUUUCGUGCUGUAUGCAAGGGCUUUGAACGAGACGCUGGCAGAGGGUGGAGCCCAGAAUGAUGGAAUAAACAUCACAAUGAGGACGCAGAACCGCAGGUUUUGGGGUGUCACAGGGCUUGUUACUACAGACCACAAAAAUGCCAGGGAUAUAGACGUCAACCUCUGGGCGAUGACGAACCAGGAGACAGGAGAGUACGGGCUUGUUGCGUACUACAAUGGGACAACUAAAGACAUCAUUUGGUCCCAGAUGGAGAAGAUCCACUGGCCCAAUGGGGGCCCACCGCUGGAUAACCCCCCCUGUGUGUUUUCCACAGACGACCCCUCCUGCAACGAUGGUCAUCUGCCAGUUCUGGGAAUUGUGGCGGUGGGAUCCGGCUUAGCGCUCAUCAUUUUUGGAAUCUCUAGUUUCCUCAUUUACAGGAAACUGAAGCUGGAGAAGGAGCUGGCUGGAAUGCUUUGGAGGAUUCGGUGGGAGGACCUUCAGUUCGAGAGCCCCAAUAAAUACCACAAACGAGCCGGCAGCCGACUCACACUCUCACAGAGAGGCUCCAGCUAUGGCUCCCUGAUAACUGCCCAUGGAAAAUAUCAGCUAUUUGCAAAAACGGGCUAUUUUAAGGGGAACCUGGUGGCCAUCAAGCACGUCAAUAAGAAGAGGAUAGAGCUGACCAGACAAGUUUUACUGGAACUCAAACAUAUGAGAGACGUGCAGUUCAACCAUCUAACCAGGUUCAUCGGGGCCUGCAUUGACCCUCCAAACAUCUGCAUCGUGACAGAGUACUGUCCCAGAGGCAGCCUGCAGGAUAUUUUGGAGAACGAGAGCAUCAAUCUGGACUGGAUGUUCCGCUACUCUCUGAUCAAUGACAUCGUGAAGGGAAUGAACUAUCUCCACAACAGCUACAUCGGCUGCCAUGGAAAUCUGAAGUCAUCUAAUUGCGUGGUGGACAGUCGAUUUGUUUUGAAAAUUACGGAUUAUGGUUUGGCCAGCUUCCGCACGUCCUGCGAAAACGACGACUCGCACGCACUCUAUGCAAAGAAGCUCUGGACAGCUCCUGAGCUGCUCAUAUACGACCGCCAUCCUCCUGAAGGGACUCAGAAGGGUGAUGUGUACAGUUUUGGCAUCAUUCUGCAGGAAAUAGCCCUGAGGAAUGGACCUUUCUACGUGGAGGGCAUGGACCUCAGCCCUAAAGAGAUCGUACAGAAGGUGAGGAACGGUCAGAAGCCGUACUUUCGACCAACCACAGACAACAAAUGUCACUCGGAGGAGCUGACCAUCCUGAUGGAGGGCUGCUGGGCCGAGGAUCCCGCGGAGAGGCCAGACUUCGGCCACAUCAAGAUCUAUGUGGCCAAACUCAACAAGGAAGGCAGCACCAGUAUCCUAAACAACCUGCUGUCGAGGAUGGAGCAGUACGCCAACAACCUGGAGAACCUGGUGGAGGAGCGAACACAAGCCUACCUGGAGGAGAAGAGGAAAGCUGAAAACCUCCUCUAUCAAAUUUUACCACAUUCAGUAGCAGAGCAGCUAAAGCGAGGCGAGACGGUGCAGGCAGAAGCGUUCGACAGCGUCACGAUUUACUUCAGCGACAUUGUGGGCUUCACGUCAAUGUCUGCAGAGAGCACACCGUUACAGGUUGUCACAUUGCUCAACGAUCUGUACACCUGCUUUGAUGCCAUCAUUGAUAACUUUGAUGUAUACAAAGUGGAGACCAUCGGUGACGCCUACAUGGUGGUGUCAGGGCUGCCAGUCAGGAACGGAAAACUGCACGCCAGAGAGAUCGCAGGCAUGUCGCUGGCGCUGUUAGAGCAGGUCAAAACGUUCAAGAUCCGACACAGACCCAACGACCAGCUGAGACUCAGGAUAGGUAUACACACAGGUCCAGUGUGUGCUGGGGUGGUGGGUCUGAAGAUGCCCAGGUACUGUUUGUUUGGAGACACUGUCAACACAGCGUCUCGAAUGGAGUCCAACGGAGAGGCCUUAAAAAUCCACGUUUCCUCUGCUACCAAAGAAGUGCUGGAUGAGUUUGGCUACUUUGAUCUCCAGUUACGAGGAGAUGUAGAAAUGAAGGGCAAAGGCAAAAUGAGAACGUAUUGGCUUCUGGGAGAGAAGACUGAUGUGUAUGUUAUCUGAGAAGCCUGCUGAUAACGCCACAGCAGGAGCUCCGGUGGCCGAGCGAGCCCAUACUUUAUUUGUUCUAGAAUAAGUCCUUAUUGGUGAUUUCCGUGCAGAGGAAAAGAGAACGACAUCAUGUGACAAAAACAGAGGGGAAUUCCAGGUAUUUUUUAUUACCUGCAUACUGUAACUGAAAAAAAAAAGAAAAGACAAGAAAAAAAAUUGUAAAAGUUGUUUUUUGUAUGAAGAACCUUCCUGUCCUGAGAGUGAGUACUUUUCACUGAUAAAUUCUUAUUUUUUGUGCUUUCUAUAUUAAGAUUUGUAUAAUGUGUUUGGAAGUCAAUGAUGUAUUAAUAUUUCAUCCAUUGAGUUUGGAGGCACAGGAAUACAAUUGAUGUCACUGCAGGGUCCAUACAUAGUGUUACACAGUACAAGCUAAUAUGUAUAUAUGUAUAUCCAAGAUACUGUAAGAUAUUUUGUUCAAUAAACUGAGUACAACACUCUUUCCCAUUUAUA
Molecule: messenger RNA, 3942 nt
Organism: Labrus mixtus (cuckoo wrasse)
Lineage: Eukaryota; Metazoa; Chordata; Actinopteri; Labriformes; Labridae
Gene: npr2
Product: natriuretic peptide receptor 2
Exons: 22
Coding region: 295-3444 (1049 amino acids)
Biological process (GO): cGMP biosynthetic process; receptor guanylyl cyclase signaling pathway; intracellular signal transduction
Cellular component (GO): membrane
Molecular function (GO): guanylate cyclase activity; ATP binding; peptide hormone binding
Source: RefSeq, a predicted model, not a curated record